Fulvia fulva is the source of this 456-nucleotide messenger RNA. RefSeq lists its product as uncharacterized. The record is from RefSeq and is a predicted model, not a curated record. The transcript has 2 exons. Lineage: Eukaryota; Fungi; Ascomycota; Dothideomycetes; Mycosphaerellales; Mycosphaerellaceae. Bases 1 to 456 code for a protein of 151 amino acids.
AUGUCAAGUAUUGAGAACAGCCAUCCUUUCGUGCUCAAUCUAGAAAAUGCGGUCACCACAACGGACGAACACGAUAUGAUCGACAACUCCAACAAGCUCCCGGUCGACAAGCCUGCGUCACCCGGUCUCUUGGGUGAAUCCUCUCUCAGAAGCACCUGGAGCUUCUUCCUCGUCCUUUUCCUCAUCACGGACAACACUAUCGAAGCGUCGAUGUCGCUUUUCACCCUGCUCAACUUCUCCCUCAUCUUCCUCCGCCCGCCUCCUCUUGCGUUCUUGCUCUUCCUUACAGUCCAGACAGUCGACCGUAACCAUCAUACUGCUGUUGCACUGCUCGCAGUCUUGGUGGCUGUUCUGGUGUUAGCACGAAAUAUCACCGGCGAUCAAAGACAAUUCUGCGGCAGCAGUUGGGGACACCUCGCCGAUGUCGUCGCCUACGUCGUGACACAUGGAGUCUAA